AUGGGAGGUGGUGGAGAGACUGCAGGGACUGUAGGAAUAAUGGGAGGUGGUGGAGCGACUGCAGGAAUAAUGGGAGGUGGUGGAGCGACUGCAGGGACUGUAGGAAUAAUGGGAGGUGGUGGAGCGACUGCAGGAAUAAUGGAAGGCGGUGGAGCGACUGCAGGAAUAAUGGGAGGUGGUGGAGCGACUGCAGGGACUGCAGGAAUAAUGGGAGGUGGUGGAGCGACUGCAGGGACUGCAGGAAUAAUGGAAGGCGGUGGAGCGACUGCAGGGACUGUAGGAAUAAUGGGAGGUGGUGGAGCGACUGCAGGAAUAAUGGGAGGUGGUGGAGCGACUGCAGGGACUGUAGGAAUAAUGGGAGGCGGUGGAGCGACUGCAGGAAUAAUGGGAGGUGGUGGAGCGACUGCAGGGACUGUAGGAAUAAUGGGAGGUGGUGGAGCGACUGCAGGAAUAAUGGAAGGCGGUGGAGCGACUGCAGGGACUGCAGGAAUAAUGGAAGGCGGUGGAGCGACUGCAGGGACUGUAGGAAUAAUGGGAGGUGGUGGAGCGACUGCAGGAAUAAUGGGAGGUGGUGGAGCGACUGCAGGGACUGUAGGAAUAAUGGGAGGUGGUGGAGCGACUGCAGGAAUAAUGGGAGGUGGUGGAGCGACUGCAGGGACUGCAGGAAUAAUGGGAGGUGGUGGAGCGACUGCAGGAAUAAUGGAAGGUGGUGGAGCGACUGCAGGGACUGUAGGAAUAAUGGGAGGUGGUGGAGCGACUGCAGGAAUAAUGGAAGGCGGUGGAGCGACUGCAGGGACUGCAGGAAUAAUGGAAGGCGGUGGAGCGACUGCAGGGACUGUAGGAAUAAUGGGAGGUGGUGGAGCGACUGCAGGAAUAAUGGGAGGUGGUGGAGCGACUGCAGGGACUGUAGGAAUAAUGGGAGGUGGUGGAGCGACUGCAGGAAUAAUGGAAGGCGGUGGAGCGACUGCAGGGACUGCAGGAAUAAUGGAAGGCGGUGGAGCGACUGCAGGGACUGUAGGAAUAAUGGGAGGUGGUGGAGCGACUGCAGGAAUAAUGGGAGGUGGUGGAGCGACUGCAGGGACUGUAGGAAUAAUGGGAGGUGGUGGAGCGACUGCAGGAAUAAUGGGAGGUGGUGGAGCGACUGCAGGGACUGUAGGAAUAAUGGGAGGUGGUGGAGCGACUGCAGGAAUAAUGGAAGGCGGUGGAGCGACUGCAGGGACUGCAGGAAUAAUGGAAGGCGGUGGAGCGACUGCAGGGACUGUAGGAAUAAUGGGAGGUGGUGGAGCGACUGCAGGAAUAAUGGGAGGUGGUGGAGCGACUGCAGGGACUGUAGGAAUAAUGGGAGGUGGUGGAGCGACUGCAGGAAUAAUGGGAGGUGGUGGAGCGACUGCAGGAACUGCAGGAAUAAUGGGAGGUGGUGGAGCGACUGCAGGGACUGUAGGAAUAAUGGGAGGCGGUGGAGCGACUGCAGGGACUGCAGGAAUAAUGGAAGGCGGUGGAGCGACUGCAGGGACUGCAGGAAUAAUGGAAGGCGGUGGAGCGACUGCAGGGACUGCAGGAAUAUUAGGUCGUGCAAUUUUAGGUCAGAAACAGUCAUCAAAAUGA
Molecule: messenger RNA, 1605 nt
Organism: Bolinopsis microptera
Lineage: Eukaryota; Metazoa; Ctenophora; Tentaculata; Lobata; Bolinopsidae
Exons: 1
Coding region: 1-1605 (534 amino acids)
Source: RefSeq, a predicted model, not a curated record